Messenger RNA from Pyricularia grisea, 323 nucleotides. RefSeq lists its product as uncharacterized. Lineage: Eukaryota; Fungi; Ascomycota; Sordariomycetes; Magnaporthales; Pyriculariaceae. The annotation marks the transcript as partial. The transcript is spliced from 3 exons. The record is from RefSeq and is a predicted model, not a curated record.
GUAAUCCCUCUGAUUACAGUCCAUUCGAGCAUUCUUGCCAGCGGCGCGCUGCCGAUAAAGGUCCAUCGUGAAAGCAUCCCAGACGAAAUGGUCCCAGGGAAAUGGGAGCAUCAAAGUUAUUCUGCCCGACCAUGCCCAAACUUGAAAACUUCAGCGCCGGGUCGUCAUUCCAACCUUUGUCCGUCUCCAUGACCAAGGUUACGUCUUAUGGGCAGAUCCGAUAUUUAUCGAAUAAGUCGACGCCGAGAUAUGCAAAAGGCCUUUCCAAGGUUGGGCGGUUAUGGUUGUUUAUAAAAGUGCAUGGGAAGGGUUUCUGGUCUAGG